AUGCUCCCCCGGUACCCCCCCCAAUACCCCCCCGUCCCGGGGCGGUCACGUGUACCCUCAAGUCGCCAUUGCGACUUCGCCGCGCGCGCUGCGCGUCUCAAAGCUCCGCUCCCCCGUGCCGUGCACCCUUCCCCUCCCCUCAUCCCUGGUGCGCUCUCUCCACCUGGCCAUUUGGCCAAGUCCUCCGCUCCCGCCAACUGGCGACCUCCCCCGGUGACUACGCCCGGCCCCUCCCCUGGGCCACGACGCGCCCCCGGGGGGCCCCGCCCCGGAGCUAGCGACCCGGGGGGACCCUACCCGUGGAGGGGGCUGCUCGAGGAUCAUAGGGGCGACGUAGGGGCUCACCCAGCCGGGCCACCUCUACAUGGCCUGACCCGCGAGUCUCUACUGCUCCCACGACACUCAAAGCACCCCGCACCAUCCACUGGGCACGGUUCCUCCAGCCGCCAACCCCGGACCAAUGGGCCCGGUUCGCCUCUACACAGACUCACCGACCCCAUUUGGGGGAUAGAAAUCCAUGCAACAGUGAACGGUGCCAGUUUUGGAUCCUGGGGCACUUUAUUACUAGGACGUGGUCCGUGCCACCCCGUUUUCCCAUACAAAGUGGGCCACUUUUCCAAAACCUUUUGUGUCUUUCUGCGGACUUGGUCGUCUAAGAGUCAAAGGUCACGUGCAGACUGGGCAAUGAUCCCCCCCCCCGGGCUUCUCUGUACCCUCCCCAGCUGCCUGGCUUGGCCCCCGAUGUGUGGACGGCACGGGGGUAUCUCCCCCAAUGCUCAGGGGUACGCCCCAUGUCCGGCUCAGACCGGGGGGCCUCCCCAAGCGAUCUCACGGGCACCCUAG
Molecule: messenger RNA, 843 nt
Organism: Penicillium nucicola
Lineage: Eukaryota; Fungi; Ascomycota; Eurotiomycetes; Eurotiales; Aspergillaceae
Exons: 1
Coding region: 1-843 (280 amino acids)
Source: RefSeq, a predicted model, not a curated record